Molecule: messenger RNA, 2073 nt
Organism: Oncorhynchus masou masou (cherry salmon)
Lineage: Eukaryota; Metazoa; Chordata; Actinopteri; Salmoniformes; Salmonidae
Exons: 6
Coding region: 15-1118 (367 amino acids)
Biological process (GO): response to bacterium
Source: RefSeq, a predicted model, not a curated record
AUCUGACACACAGGAUGACUAGUCUACACAUGAGAAUCUAUCAUCAGAGAAGGAAUUAUACAAUAACCCAACUGUUCCUCAUAUUUUUACUGAUGUUUAAAACAGGGUCUCUUGCUAAAAUCAGCCAGAGCGAUGUCUUAAAGACGUUCCUGGCUGGAGACAGAGUUCAUUUGGAAUGCCUCAUGUCAGAAGAAGAUGGCAACUACUACAACUGGAUCAAGAUAAUAAUAGGACAAGCCCCAGUAUUGGUGCUGUCUCUUUACACUCACUCCAACACUGCAAAGUUCUUUGGAGAGUUUAACAACAACCCCCGGUAUAUGGCAACGAAGAAUGGAACCAGUUUUGUGCUGACUAUUUCAGAUGCUAGACCAUCAGAUAUGGGGAUGUAUUACUGUGCUUCACGCGAUUACGAUGCAUUGAUCUUCGGGAAGGGUGUGUUUCUGAUGUAUGGGGAUGUAGAUUCCAGGAACCAACAUCUUACUCAGCAGCCUGUGUCUGAGUCGGUCCAGCCAGGAGACUCUGUGACUUUGAACUGUACAAUACACACUAAGACCUGUUCAGGAGAUCACAGUGUCUAUUGGUUCAGACAUAGUUCAGGAGAAUCCCAUCCAGGAAUCAUUUACACCCAAGGAGACGGGAGUGAUCAGUGUGAGAAGAGCCCUGAGACUGGGUCUCCUACACAGAGAUGUGUCUACAACCUCCCCAAGAGGAACCUCAUCCUCUCUGAUGCUGGGACGUACUACUGUGCUGUGGCCUCAUGUGGGGAGAUACUGUUUGGGAACGGGACCAAGCUGGAUGUUGGAGGCCCUGCUGAUCUGGUGGACCCCAAGCUCCUGGCUCUAAUCGUAUCCAACAUCUUGAGCUUGAUCGCAGUCGUUGUCCUCAUCUGUGUGAGAAGGAAGAAAGGUUUGCCUCAACAUCCUCAAAGUGGUGUUACAGCCCCUUCCUGUCCUAACAAGGAGAGAGAUGAGGGAGAGGAGCUGAACUAUGCUGCCAUGAGUUUCUCCUCGAGGAAGUCCAAGAGGAGAGCAGAACCAGAGAGACAGACCAGAGCGACGGACAUCAAUGUGGUUUACUCUGGAGUGAAAGGUCAUCAUGAGUGGAACUGGGAUUCAUGAUUUAUAAUGCAAUAGUUUUAUAAUGCCAUUUUAUAAGGCAAUUUAGAGUGAAUUGUAAAAGUAAUAUGCCGUGAACAUAAUUAACAGAAAUUCUGCUAAAUAUUUUAAUAAACUUCCAAAUAUAUCUAUAUUUAAGAUGACUAUUAUAGGGAGCAUGUGUGUGUGUGUAAGGGGACUUUGAUAAGGACAUACCAUCCUGUCCCAGAGCUGUCUAAACUUCUUUGAUCUGUAUGUACACCAAAUAUCCAGCAGAGGGCAGUAGCCUUCCACAAAGGGAACAGACCACAGGCACACCAAAAGGAACUCAUCACCAGUCAGUCAUGAUGAUGGCUAGCUACAUCUUAGUAAUUUAGCAGACACUCUUAUCCAGAGCAUCUUACAGUAGUGAGUGUAUACAUUUAUCAUACUAUUUCAUUCUGGUCCCCCUCAUAGGAAUCAAACCCACAACCAACUCUGACAUUGCAAGCACCACGCUCUAUCAACUGAGCCACAUGGGACCUGCUACAAUAUAGUAGGAUGGUAUUUGCCAUCUAUAUGUGUUUCUAGAAAAGGAGACCAUCUUUGGGAUUUUUUAUUUUUAUUUUACCUUUAUUUAACCAGGCAAGUCAGUUAAGAACAAAUUCUUAUUUUCAAUGACGGCCUGGGAACAGUGGGUUAACUGCCUGUUCAGGGGCAGAAUGACAGAUUUGUACCUUGUCAGCUCAGGGGUUUGAAUUCGCAACCUUCCGGUUACUAGUCCAACGCUCUAACCACAAGGCUACCCUGCCGCCCCAUACCCACCAAAGGAAAUUGUAAAUUAUCUCAACCCUUGUUUCAAAAGUACAGCCACAACUAUUUACAGUAUAGGUUUUAAUACAUAUGAACGCUCAAUUAAUUAUAUACUGAACAAAACUAUAAACGCAACAUGUAAAGUGUUGGGCCCAUGUAUCAUGAGCUGAAAUAAAAGAUCCCUGAA